AUGGCCGGGCAGGGCUGGCCCUGCCCAGCAGGAGGGUUGCAGGAGGGACCAGCGGGCGGGCGGGCGGACUGGGACAGCUGCGACUCCCGACGCGAUGCCGCGCCCCUCCCCCCUAAACGCGCAGCCUACGCGAGCCCCGCGGGGCUUUCAGGAGGGCGGCCCGCGGCCAAUCAGAACUCCCACCCGGCCCGCUUGACGUCGGGCGCCAGGGCCCGCAGCGGGGGAGGAGGGCGUGGCCUCCGGAGACCGGUCGGCCAAUCGAGGCCGUCCGGAAGAACGGCGGGGCGUUGCCAAGAUGAGAUUCUACUGCAGGUGCUUUCCAAAGACCCAUACUACACCAAUUUUGUUGAAGGAGGGACCGCAAUCACGAGGAGCCACUUGAAUGAAAAUCUCAUUGCAGGAAAGAAGAAGGAUAAACAAUCCUCUCUGUUCCACAGAGCUGUCACUGAGCUGUCACUGACUACUGUAGAUAAGGAGAGUCUUCAUGGAACAGUUAGUCAAGAGGCUCGCGACAGGAACCUGCCGUGCGGGCCACUUCUGCACUUCCUGCAGAAGAACAUCAUCGUUGCGGCCCUCGCAGCAGUGGCGAUCCUCGCGGUCAUCGUGCUGUUGCUGCUCAUGUUGGCCACGUACAUCAGGAGGAAACAGCCUCUACAUCCUCCAGCCAAUAUGACAUACAACAUUUUUAUAAUGAAUGGAAAGACGUGGUGGCAAAAGUCCCCAGAAGCGGAUAUCAGAAAAAUCUUAGAAAAACAGAAACAGUUGAGGCCCGAUUCCUGUGCCUAA
This is a messenger RNA of Marmota flaviventris (yellow-bellied marmot), 786 nucleotides long. The record is from RefSeq and is a predicted model, not a curated record. NCBI's taxonomy places the organism in Eukaryota, Metazoa, Chordata, Mammalia, Rodentia, Sciuridae.